CGUCUCAUGCCAAACGCCCAAUUCCAAUUCAUCAAAGCCCUAAUUCUUCGAAUCAACAGCAGACCUAAUUCCGCCGGUUAGCUCGUUAUCGUCGGCGGCCUCUCCGGCUGGAGUAAUUGUUCAUUUUGCUUUGUCGCUAUCGUGCAAAAAAAAGUUUUUGGGUGCAACUCUGAGCAGUCAUGAUAUUGAGCAACAAUUUAAUCCAGAAAACCCAAUACGAGAUUAUCGGCAUCAAAGAAGAUGCUAGCCACGAAGAAAUCCGCAAAGCCUAUCGAUCCUCCAUUCUCAAUUAUCAUCCAGACAAACUGCAAACAACAUCAGAAACUCCAAAACCCGAGAAUAAAUUUUUAGAAGUACAAAGGGCUUGGGAAAUACUCGCCGAUCCAAGAUCUCGAGCCCUUUAUGACAACGAACUGCGUACGUUAAGACAGGAUACUGUAACUGCAGAGGAUAUCCAGUUAGAAGAUCUGUCAGUUGAAGAUGGCGACAGUUGUUUCGAACUUUACUACCAUUGUAGAUGUGGUGAUUACUUCUCAGUUGAUUCCUCUGAGUUGGUAGAAAUGGGGUGUCUGUUUACGAGGAACGGGAGUAAAAUUUCUAUACAGACACCAGAAUCUUUAGCUGCGUCGGUUAUUCUUCCGUGUGGAUCGUGCUCACUUAAAGUACGGUUAUUAAUUGACGGGAAUACUACGCUCGAGACUCAGUUGCCGAAUAGUUGAAUUUUUUUUGCCAAAUAUAUAUAGGAAGAAUUAGUUGAUUUGGUCACAUAAUGCCAUGAUUAUUUAAUUUUCUUGAAUUAUAGGAUUGGAAUGCAUAUUCAUGCCAGCUGGUUGUAUGUAUAAUGUAUUGAUUGCUGAAUGAUGAGAUGAGACUGAUUCAACUUUGAGAAAGGAAUUUUUAUGGUAUCAAAUCAUUCAUUAUCUAAUAAAUAAUAAAGAUUAGGUUAAUCACCAAAUCUUGAUUUUAUUUA
Messenger RNA from Erythranthe guttata (spotted monkey flower), 970 nucleotides. Its product is annotated as DNAJ heat shock N-terminal domain-containing protein. Lineage: Eukaryota; Viridiplantae; Streptophyta; Magnoliopsida; Lamiales; Phrymaceae. Gene Ontology annotation, cellular component: cytosol. Gene Ontology annotation, biological process: protein histidyl modification to diphthamide. The record is from RefSeq and is a predicted model, not a curated record. Gene Ontology annotation, molecular function: metal ion binding.